This is a messenger RNA of Nannochloropsis gaditana CCMP526, 1568 nucleotides long. Its product is annotated as peroxiredoxin q. Gene Ontology annotation, biological process: cellular response to oxidative stress; cell redox homeostasis. Gene Ontology annotation, molecular function: thioredoxin peroxidase activity. The record is from RefSeq and is a predicted model, not a curated record. The transcript has 4 exons. Gene Ontology annotation, cellular component: cytoplasm. Bases 47 to 589 code for a protein of 180 amino acids.
CAAAACACACCUCCUGAUCAUUCCAGUCAAACUUUGAACAAGAACAAUGCGUAUUAUUUCCGUCCUAGCCCUCUCUCUGGUGAUGGCCGCUCAGGCCUUCAUGCCCUCGAAUGGACCGUCAAUGGGUCGCUCUCGAGGCGUGAUGAACAUGCUCAAGGUGGGCGACGCAGCGCCUGACUUCGCCCUCAAGGACCAGAACAACAAGGUAGUGAAGCUAUCCACUUUCAAGGGAAAGAAGGAGGUUGUCCUUUUCUUCUACCCCAAAGACGACACACCCGGGUGCACAAAAGAGGCGAAGGCUUUUAGCGCUGCCCUGGGCGACUUCAAGAAGAAGGGGGCCGAGGUCUUCGGGAUUUCCAGUGACGAGGAUCACACCGCCUUUGUCGACAAGUACGGUCUGCAGAUGCAGUUACUCUCCGACGUGGGGGGAGCCACGCGCAAGGCUUACCAAGUUCCUUCCUCCCUCUUCGGCGCCUUGGAUGGCCGUGUCACCUACGUGAUUGGGAAGGACCAGAAGAUCCGUCUCAUCUACGACAACCAGUUUGCCCCUGAGAGCCACGUGGAAAAAUCCCUUGGAACCCUGGCUUAAGGUGUCUUCAAGGACACGGGAAUUGACGCAGCCCGGCGAAGCGGGGUUCCGGCAAGUCAAGUCAAGCAGCCAAAAAGAGGGAUAAAUGAGAUACAGAGCGUAGGAGAGAAGAAGAAUGAUGGCAUCCAGGGGGCUCAUCGGCUGGUGUGUCAGUGGAACGAAAUCCUUCCUUCCCUUUCAAAUUACACGGCACACGUGAAUAACCUCGAGUCCGUGCACUUGAAUGACACCACCUCCUUUUCUUAGUUGUCUCUGAUGCUGUCUUCCCUCGUCUCUUUGGACUCUUGGCGGUUCCAUCCUCCUAUAUAUCACACAUCCACAUGUCCUUCCGCUAUCACCUCUUAUGUUGGAGCCGGUGAACUGCCCUCCAUCCUCCUCCAUCUGCCAUUUACUCAAACUUAUUCGUCACUCAUACAUCCACUUAUCCUCGUCCAAUGAUGCCGCCAGUUUCUUGAGCGUUGCGCAGACAUCGGUCACGGUACUAUGAUCCCAGGACGCAUGCAUAGCCUGAUCGCUCUCCUCGUCCUUCGCCAGAGCCACCCAAGCAUCCGUUUUGUCCUGUGAGCUAUUUUCAUCAGACCACGGGCACUGCUGAUUCGUUUCCUGUCCAUCGGGGCUCUCCUCCAUUCUAUCUCUUCUUUCCGCAACAUCUCGCCGUAUCCGUUGUGCGGGCGAAGCGGACGGGUUCAGUCGUUGAUACGUUGUUCUUAUUCUUCUAGCAGUCAAAGACUCUGCGCUAGCUCCACGUAAGACAGGGGUGGUAAGAGUUGAAGUCUGUGAUACACUUUCAAUCGCUACGUUGCCAGGUACAUUUGCAUAACCCCCGGGAAGUGACGCAGGAUUGGAAUGAGCUCCCCUUGUUCUUGGGGUCGGAACGCCACGAUUUGAAACAGCAGAGGCGGGAACAGGCACGCGCGCAGCAGAAGAUGAGGACCGUCUAUUUACACUCAUAAUAUUUGAUGGUAACACGUGCUGUGUU